AUGACAAACAAUCUUCAGAUGAUGUUUAAAUUCGGCACUGAUGUAUGGGACCCGACUCAUCGGUUCGAGACUUCUUGGUUGUUAUCUCCUUGGGCGCUUUUUGUGGUUAGGGCGAGUAUCUCACUCUACACAUUUUUCGUUCUCCUCUUUGUUAUUUUCUGGGAGAUAGCCAGGAUACCCAAUGGCACCGCAGCCGCGCGAUUCGAAUUCUCCUAUUUCACCAUCCUCUGCUACUGGGGCCUAGCAUUCUACUUUGCCAUUUCCGCCGUCCACACCUUUACAUAUGCGCGGAGCGGAACACCCCUGCUGUCGCGCUUUCCGCGUCCGCUACAAGCCCUCCACGCUCUAUACAACAGCACCAUAAUGUGUUACCCACCAUUAGUAACCAUCGUCUACUGGGGGCGCUCCCCCGCCUUGGAUUCAUCUCUUCUGGCUGAUUGUGAUUCUGGCGUGUUAUCUGGGAUUGGCAUAUAUAACUGUCGCGACGAAACAUCAAUAUGUUUAUUCAUUUUUGGAUCCGCGGGUGUCGAAAAAUGGUAUGGUGGCCGCGUAUGUGUUUGGGAUUGCGGUAGGGAUUUGUGUGGUUUUUUGUGUGGUGAGGGGAGUGGUGGCGUUGAGGAGAUGGGCGACUGA
Sclerotinia sclerotiorum 1980 UF-70 is the source of this 633-nucleotide messenger RNA. RefSeq lists its product as hypothetical. Lineage: Eukaryota; Fungi; Ascomycota; Leotiomycetes; Helotiales; Sclerotiniaceae. The transcript is spliced from 4 exons. The record is from RefSeq and is a predicted model, not a curated record. Bases 1 to 633 code for a protein of 210 amino acids.